This is a messenger RNA of Suillus plorans, 982 nucleotides long. RefSeq names its product cytochrome oxidase complex assembly protein 1-domain-containing protein. Bases 18 to 674 code for a protein of 218 amino acids. The record is from RefSeq and is a predicted model, not a curated record. NCBI's taxonomy places the organism in Eukaryota, Fungi, Basidiomycota, Agaricomycetes, Boletales, Suillaceae. Gene Ontology annotation, cellular component: mitochondrial inner membrane. The transcript has 4 exons. Gene Ontology annotation, biological process: mitochondrial respiratory chain complex IV assembly.
ACUUAUCUCACCUAGUAAUGCAAGCUUCCUUGACUGUGAAAAUGAUGUCCGUCACUCGACACGCAAAAAAUCUCUCGGGUUUGGACAGAAGCUUUGGGGGAGCUAUAUCAAGGGGUUAUGCGACAGUAACCAAGUUCCCGCGACCCCCUCCUCCUACCGAAGAACCUCAUGUUGAAACGUUCUCUGCGCCUUCGAAACCAAGGCUAUAUUACACUAGACCUCCUCUUAAGGCUGACCUUCCUCACGUUCAGAAACGUUGGCCGUUCAUUCUUGCAUUCGCCACCCUCGGGGUUUCCGCUUGGGCUGCAUUUUUACUCUUCGCGACGAACCAAGAGAAACUAUCGAGCUCUGUUGUAAAGCAUAUUAUGCAGACGGUUAGGGAUAAUGAAGAACUGAAGGAUAUGCUGGGAGAUGCAAUCCGACCUGAACCUGCCUGGUAUUUGAAUGGCGACCCUUGGAUAAAUGGCUCGAUUAACCUUCCACAAGGCAAUGUGGACCUAAGUUUCCGUCUAAAGGGUCACCAGGGCUCCGGUACUCUCUAUUUUACUAGCAUUCGGAAAGGCAAAGGACAGCCGUUCACUCCACUGAGGUUCCGCGUCAUCGGGGAUGAUAAGAAGGUUGUGAAUUUAUUCCCCCAUACUUCAAGUUCGACCAUCAGUGCCGAGUGUUCGUAACACUUGUCGUUCCCCGACGUGGGUUAUUUGAACUACAUCCUCAAGAAAGUUUGGCUACGUUUCUUGCAGCGUACGUCGGUGGUAUAGAAUCACCGUCUUUCAUUGCAGAACAUACAAGUAAUCAUUAGCCUUGCUGGGGGUCCCCUAAGACGCCCUUAAUACAACCUCAAUAACAACGUGUCAUUCAAAAGCGUUAGCUGGCAUAUGCAUCUCGACUUUUACCUGAACUCGAGGUGUCAAAUAUCCAUCUCACCCGAGGGAUUCUCUUGAAGGCCUGUCAAACAUUAUGAUUUUCCAUUUGACUGUCG